Schistosoma intercalatum is the source of this 6328-nucleotide messenger RNA. The record is from the annotation of a GenBank genome assembly. Lineage: Eukaryota; Metazoa; Platyhelminthes; Trematoda; Strigeidida; Schistosomatidae.
GAUUUCAGAUUUUCGACUCUACGGGAUUUUUUAACUUCUCAAGGUCGAACCAGAAGAGCGAGUGUUGACCGUAGUCGGUUUGUUAUGGCUGAGUGUGCCGUGGCCACAGCAAAAGCAAAUGUUAUGCUGUAUGAUUCGAAGGCUAGUACUUGGAUCCCAAGUGGCCCAGGACAUGGCAUUUCCAAAGUUCAACUAUAUCACAACACGUUAACUAAUGCCUAUCGAGUUGUUGGAUGGAGGUUACCAGAUCGUGAGGUUGUUAUUAAUUGUGCCAUUGCACGUGGGUUAAAAUAUCAUCAAGCGCGUCCAACGUUUCAUCAGUGGCGUGAUAGUAGACAACAAGUUUACGGCUUGAAUUUCACAUCAGUUGAAGAAGCAGAUGCAUUUGCUGCCGCUGUUAAAUCAGCCUUAGAAAGUCUAGCUGCACUACAUUGUCAACAGGCUUUACAACCUCAACAACAACAAUGUAAGCCUUCUGUCACUUAUGAUCAGUUGGUAUCGAAUGAAACAACAACAACUACUACUAUUAAUCAAGAUAUGCAACUAAACCAAUAUCAACAAUCAAAGUACCAAAUACCAAAUCAACAGCUAUCAUCGAAUCAACAAGUAACUAACUAUACCAAUAAUAACAAUCAGACAUAUUCUGCAGGAAUAUUAGUCCAAAAUCGUCAGAUUUCAUCCUCUGACAUAACUGAACCAACUGAAAGUUACACCGAUCAGAACAAAGCGUUAUCAUCAUCGGCAUUAUCGAAUCAGCAUUCUGAUCGAGACACUUUAUGCAAUGAUUACAAUGAGGCAAUUGUGAACAGUGUAAAUAAUAUUAUUUUAAGUGAUAAUCAGAAUGUCUACCCGGGUUAUACAACAACAUGUAAAACUAAUACCUCUAGUCAUCAGAAUACUGAAAUUUCACGUCUUAAAUCAUCAACGGAACAAAAUGUAUCCGCGAUAAAUGGUUGUUCAAUGAAUGGUAAUACAGAACAUGGUGUAAAUUGUGACUCACCGUAUUAUUCAUCUUCAGACGAUAGUGUACGUAAUCUUCGUGGUCUGCCUAAUGGAUCCAAUGAACCUCAUGUGAAUCCAACUUCAUCCGUGACGUUGAACGCUUCCAAUUUUCCCAAUAACAAUGUUAAAUUAUUAGGUGGGAAUUCAGAUGAAUCUUCUGUUAUUACCAGAUCUCUUUCACCAAAUCAAUGCACUUCAAUUAAUAAUACCAAAUCCCAACAAUUGAUUCCCGCUCCACCACCACCACCGCCGCCGCCACCACCACCGCCGCCGCCACCACCACCGCCGCCUCCUCCACCCCCACCAAUGGCUAAUAUAGCUGGGUCGAAAAAUUGGCAUCAAAACACCACAACAACAAUAAGUAAUAAACUGUCAGGUUCACAGUCUGCUGCCGAAAAUUCCGAUACUAGUGACCAUGAUAGUGUCGCUGAAUCUGGUAGUUUAGAUGCUCAGUUACGUAUGGCCAGACAGCAACGUAUUCGUGCUGCUUCUGUUGCUGGUCUAGGAUCUUCUGAUUUUGCACCAACUAUUUCUGGCCCACGUACUCAUGGUGUAGAUAUGAUGACUGAUCUUCAACGUGUUUUGGCAGCACGUCGACGUGCUAAGGAAGCUGAAGAGGAUUCGAAUGCUACAACUGGCGUUAUUUCUACACCAAGUAAUAACACUUCGACAUCAACAACAGUUAGUAACUCAAAUAAUGAUCUACCAACUCCUAGUUCUCCUGUUCGUUCACAUUCUGUCAUAACAAACGCGUUUCAAGGUCAGAAUUCUUCCACAAAUACUAGUUCAUCCAUUGUACCUGGUUAUGCUACAUUGUAAGUAAUGUGAGAGGUAUUAUUAUACGUUAUUUCUUUUUUAAGUGGUUAUAUUUUUGUACAUUUUGUUACUAGAUAAUUUAAAAUAAUCUUAACAUAUGUCUGGUCGCCUUGGUUUUUAUUAAGUCAAUAAAUAUUUGUCGACAAAGAUACUAAAAACCUAAAAAGAAAUCUGAAAACUUUUUAGCCAAUCAUCAUCGAAUAAAUACUUUUCAUAAACAUCUAGAAAACUGAAGGAUUAAGUGUCACAAUUUAUUUGGUUGAUUACUCGUGGUUUUCAUAUAUGUGGUAUGUUUUCAGAAGUUUCUAGCAUACCAAGGUCAUCCGUGAACCUAUGAAUGAUCCCGUUUUUCUAAACAUAGAUUAAACUUAGAAUAUACUUUUUAAUUAUAUUACAUGCCUUUUCUUUGUUUGGUUUAGUUUUUCUAGUUUAGAAGUAAACCGGAAAUAUAGGAAAUGUCUAGGACGUCAUUAACUAGCGUCCAAAUAAGAAAAUUUAUCAAAUUUAUUCACAGUUAAGAUGUUUUCUCCUCUCUACUCAUUUCAAUGUUCCCCAAUAAAAGUUGAGUCGGAAGGCAGUGAAAAUAAAACUUAGAAUUUUCUUUAUUUAUCAUAAACUUAACACGCAAAUUGGUGAGUAGCGCUUCGUUGGUCAUGACGAUAUUGGACUUAUAACCUCAUACAAAUUCAAUUGAAUUUGCCACACCACAUUAACACAACUAAAUAAGAUUAAUAAGGUAAAUGCCAGAGUAGUAAAAGCAGAAAUGGUAUGGUAUCAGCAGCUGUCAAAACGUCUAGACAUAAGAGUUAUAGUAUGGGGAUAAAAUAUUAGUUCGUGGAAUAAAAGCAAUUAUAAGAUAGUUUAAAAACUUAGGAUCUAAGGGAAAACAAAAUGUGAAUGCACCUUGUAUAUUGCGAAUGGUUCUGAGCUGUGUCACCCGAAGUAUCCAGCUACUGAUCAUGAUUAUCGCAUGAACAGUAACCAAGUGAUCUGCAAAUUUUAAUAGCAACAUUUACAAUUACUCUACUUGAGUGAUUUGAUUUCAACUCUUGAAAUGACAUAAAUUUCAAGUGGAUUUAUAAGACAUUGUCUUCUGAUAGUGAAGAUUUGUAACUUGUUGGUAGUGUUGCUUUUUGUGAAUUGAAUGAUUCACUUAUUAUCACAUAGUAAUAAAAUUAAUUAGAUUAAGGGGAUUUCCAAAAUUUUGAAUUAAGGAAAUUUUAAACACCAGAGAAUUUAUAAAAAUAUCUUGACUUAUCUGGAAUCAGUAGGUUCAUCAAUAUAAAUCCAAUAUAUCCAAUCAUACAGAAUAAUAGUUCAGUCGAUCAUAAUAUAUUCAGUGGUGGUUAAUCGUAUAAAACAGUCAACAAGAACACAGAAGUGUAUCAAAACAACCAUACAUGCGAUAACAAUUCACCAAUAAAUUUAUGUAAUCAAAAUUAUAUGUUGCACUUGUAAAAUAAUUUUGAAAUUACUUUAAGUGUAGAUGACAAUGUUGUUCAGAAUGACAAUAGAAAUUCGAUAAUUAUAUUAAUGCUGACUAGUUUUGGAGACUGAUGGCAGAAAGUUAGAAGCGGUCAAACCGAAACGUGGCAUUAAUCUUUGAAGUCACACACUUCUGGUCUGAGCCAUGUUGGUAGAUGCAGACUAAUUGGUUUGCGUCCUCGUGACUAUCGUAACCAAUCUUUAAAGACUUUGUAUGACAUGACUCAGAUUCGAUCACAAAGAUGUAGGUGUAAACACUCUUCGUUUUCCCUUAAAGCGUGAAAUUACUUCAUACCUUUUUUUCUACGAACUAAUUCUUUCUUCCUGUAAUAUAUUCUUAUACAGAAUCUUUCUUUUAUAUUUUGCUACCAUUGAAAUAACUACGUCUAUGGAUUUGAUGUUGAUCUUGUUGUGCUAAUGAGGUAUGGCAACAUUGACUAGUGCAUAUAUGUACCUGGUUCUAAGUUGUAGCAAACUGACUGAUAGUCAUUUCAGGAAGCACAAUAUUACUCAACUCUUAUUGCUGACAAUUACUAGUUUUUGUACAAAAUAUUCUUAAAAAGUCAACAAUUGUAUUAUACAUAUAUUGUGUUUAUUCAAAUACCUGUUUGUUUGAAAUAAAAGUAUAAAUUUUCAUCUUCACACACCAGUUUUGUUUCAGAUAAAUUAUUAUUAUUAUACAUUUACUAUAUCUAGACGAAAAGUUUCCAGUCCAUCUUUGGAUUCAACAACAAUUAAUUCUCUAUCCAACUCUUGUUCAACUAAUAAUUCCAAUAGUGGGAGUACAACAGUAAAUCGAGCUGAUUUAGAAGCAUUUAAACGUGAAUUAAUAUCGGAAUUUCGUCGAGAAGUUCAACAAUUAAAAAAUGACGUAAUCGAAGCCCUUCGUGCAUCUUCUGUUCGAAAUUGUUAGUUGAACUAUAAUGAACCACUGAUUGAUGGUCAUCUUCAACAUCUUCAUCGAUUAAAUGAAAUGUUUGUUCGCUUACCUUACUUCUUUCUCUUGUUGUUUCCUUUUCUACAUUUUGACUGUCCUUUCUCCAUAUUUGAUCAGAGAAUAAAGAAUAUUAUUAAUACAAAUAAACAAUGCUCACCUAACAUUCCAUAAUGUUGAUAAUAAAUAGUCUGUUGAAAUUGUUCUUUGGUGUAAAUCACCUUUAUGUACUGUUUAUUUAUAUGGACACAUUAUAUUAUUAUUAUUUGUAUCAGUCAACAUAUUGUGCUUCUGCUAAAACGUCAUUUUGGUAAUGAUAGACAAAGUUGAUUUGGUAUUGUUGUUGUCCUGAUUUCUGGGCUACGUACAUUUGUGUGUGUGUGUGUGUGUGUGUAAGUUUGUGAGUAUAUCUGUUCAUCUUCCUUACAUACAAACGACGCACUACCCCUAUUGGUACAAUUUACUCUGAUAUAUGCAUUUUAUUGUUAUCCUGUAGUUGUCGCUCUCGUUUUUUUUCCAUUUCUUAUUGUAUAAUGCAGAGUUGUUUGCUUAACUUUUCUCUGUUUCUGUUGAUUCCACUUAAUAAUGGUAUGUUUUCUACGAUGCUAAUAAUGAUUAUAACAACAUUUUAAGAGAGGAACUGUUAAGAUAGUUAAGAAUUAUUCAUUUAAAAACCUGAUUUAUACUUUGUUUGUUCUUUAUCUGACUUCAUUUAAGUCAAUGUUUACAUUUUAUUCUCUAUCCAUUUGUCAAUUUAAUUCUUUUAUUAUAAAAGCUGCCUAAACUCGUAUAUAUUGUUGUUUUGUGAUCUAUGCACACACUAACCUCCAGUCACAUUUUGUGUAUUUUCACUUACUAGGUUUUUAUCAUUUGUAAUGUAAUUAAGUAAAUCAGUACUUUUUAUAAAUGUUUCUAUGUAUAAAUCUGCACUUGGUAUGUGCACAUGUGCUUUUGUAAUGUUUCCGUUUGAAUGAGACAACAGAUGAAAUAUUUUUGCUGAGUUCUUCUUUCAUUUUGUUAUUGGCUUCUCUCUCUUUUUGUUUAUGGUAUUUCAGAUAGUUGGAUAAUAGACAAUAAACUGCUCAUUUCAUUAUAUUUACUUCAAACUAGAAGCAUUUCAUUUAUCUCUCUUAUUCUCUAUGCAUCAUUUGUAGUGAUUAUUAUCUUUAAGAUUGUUGAAGACCGGUUUACAGAUAUACAGUAUAGUAUUAACUGCCAUCAUAGUCAAUGCUUAUCAUCAUUAUUAUAUUUAAUACUUUUCGUAAAACAAAAAACAUUGCGUUUAUUACAGCUUACGAUUGUUAAUUUGUUACGAAAACUGAAUACUUUUUUUUCUAGGUUCUUCCUAUCAUCAUAAAUUAUCCAUUUGAUAUACGAUUUAGUGUGUUUUUGUGUGUGUGUGUGUGUAUGUGAAUUAUUUAUUCUAAAACUUUAUCAUAAUAACAUCGUUAUAAUUACCAUAGUUCACUACAGUGUCCCAUGUUCUUGCUUUUUCUUUUUGAUGAGUAGCUCCCAACUCUUUCUUUUCUUCUUCUUAAUAUCUUGUUUCUUUUCUGGAUAUUAUUAUUUUCUAUAAAAGUAAAACUAUAUUGCAUUUCAUUACAAUUUUAUGGCGUAACCACAUAUUCUGAUGAGAUUUCUCUUUAUCUCUAUUAAAAUGUGUAGAACUCUUUGUUACUGAUCAUUGUUGCUAACAUCGGUAUUAUUUUAUCGUUUACUACUUCAUAUAUAUAUCAUUAUUCUACUGGUGGAUUUUCAUUGUUUUUUUUUUAAAAAAAAAACUAUAUUCCUAACAUCAUAUAGAAUGAUACUUCAACUCGUGUUCUUUUUUUGUUCUAAUUUCAUUUGAAUAAACGGAAUUGUAACAACAGAACUCAUUGUGCUGUUUAAAAGGAUUUUAACUGAAGAAAAUUGGAAGACGAUGACUAGUAAAUGUAUUUGUUCACAGUAAAACAAGUUCAUAUUAUGAUUACUCCUUCUUAUAUGUAGUUCCUCGAUAAAUACAUGAUAGUAUUUCAUAGACUCAAUGGUCUAUAUUUCAUCAAAGUAUGGAUUGUGUUUUAUCAAUUAUAUCAUGAAUUUACCUGUCUU